Molecule: messenger RNA, 2600 nt
Organism: Rhinichthys klamathensis goyatoka
Lineage: Eukaryota; Metazoa; Chordata; Actinopteri; Cypriniformes; Leuciscidae
Gene: cxxc5b
Product: CXXC finger protein 5b
Exons: 3
Coding region: 485-1318 (277 amino acids)
Cellular component (GO): nucleus
Molecular function (GO): zinc ion binding; methyl-CpG binding
Source: RefSeq, a predicted model, not a curated record
UAUUCCACUCUCAUAUGCAUCACCGCAGACAGCCCCUCGCGCUCGUCCACACCUCUUAAAGGUUAUUUAUUUUGUCCCCGACGGAAAGUCCACUUCGGUUUUUGUGUGAAGCUCCAAAAAUCUAUGAAAUGUGUUUGCAUGUUCUUCUCCGGGCGCGAGGAUGUGGAGGUGGGAUAGAGAGACGCGAGAGGCUGGAGGAGCGCACGCGCUCGCUCUCGGACAAAGUGCGUUCUGCGUGUAUCUGCCGGUGUUUGGGGGCUAUUGAAGGAAACAACGAGAAUAAUUCAGUCUGGGAUUCUCAGGCCUCAGCGAAUGGAUGUUUAAGAUGUUCAUGAGGCUCGACUAGUGUGGACUGCUGAUUCUCCAGCUGUGCGCGCGUCAAUCUGGUUUUGGCUUCGGUCUUCAGAGGAACGUUGCAACUCUAUCCCCCCCCUUCAUCCUAAGCUCCCUCAUCUCCCUCUCCCUCCCCCUCACGCUGUGGCCCAUGUCUGCCAGCGGAGGGUCCAUGGAGGGAAGUCGAGCCGUAGAGGAUGAGGAGGCGCAGGACAGCUGCUGCGGGGAUGAAGACACGUCCCCGGUGGUGGAACGGAGAAACCGCAGCGGCAUCAUCAGCGCUCCUCUCAGCAAAAGCCUGAAGCGCUCACGGGCUCUCUCGCAGUACAUCGCGACCUGCUCGGCCGCUGCCGUCGCCAGCGUCGCAAACGCUAACAGACUCGCUCAGAGCUCCAUGGUGGCGACGGGUGUCAAAGCUCACCCUACGGCCAGCCAGCACAGGUCACAAGUCGGGUACGCCAAGCUGGACCGGGGCGCGUUAAUGUCCGGUCUUCUGGACUCUCCGAGCGGCCUGCAUCUCGCACAGGCCGCCGAGCUCCUGCGACGGGCGGGAAUGCUCCUUCCGGUCAGCGACCCUUCCAAUGUCAGUGUGGGAGGGGACAUGGAGGCGGUCUCGGCUUCUGAUUCGCUGGGCAGUGUGAUGGACUUCCCGUUGUUCGGCAAUGGUGGAGUGGGCGGCAGCUUUCCGUAUCACCCGGGGCUCUUCAUAAUGACGCCGGCGGGAGUGUUCCUCGCCGACGGGGCGCUUUCUCACGUGACCGGCGCGUCGGAACACCAGCAGACGCAGAGCGAGAUUUCAUCGGCCAUCAGCGCCAACGGGAAGAAAAAGCGGAAGCGCUGCGGCCUGUGUCCACCCUGCCGGCGCAGGAUUAACUGCGAACAGUGCAGCAGCUGCCGCAACCGGAAAACCGGCCAUCAGAUCUGCAAGUUCCGCAAGUGCGAAGAGCUCAAAAAGAAACCUGCUGGCGGGCUGGAGGUAAGAUGAAGGUGAUGCUGCCAACCGGAGCUCCUUUCCGAUGGUUUCCGUAGGGCAGCUGGACCCUCCCCCCCAUGACUUCCAUCCCAUAAUGAAGGACUCCCGAUGGAAAGUGACGCUACUCCCACUCGGAACGGCGUGGCGCUUGUAAACACUGGGUGCACACAAACAAAUCAAACAAAUGAAGAGCGGAAUGAAAGCACUAUUUGAAAACGAACAUGUCCUGAACCAAAAAUAAACAGUGAAUGGCGGAUUGUCAUUCCGUUUUUCUGUUUUUCCUCUGUUCCAUUUGAGGAACCAUCUGAGUUCUACUUCAGAAUCUUGCCCUUUAUUGGAUGCUCUGGAACUAUUUGCCGCCAAAUGGAAAACGGACAAUCAUUUUUAUUUGUGUGUUUAGUGGUUUUGUUUGUCCAUGUGUGGAGAAAUGCCGUAAUUUCGUUUAGAGAAUGUAAUCCCAAGGCUCUGUUUUAAAGCUUGUGAUAAUUAAGGAGCACUAUUGUAAUUUAGCACAGUGGUUCUUACUGACUGCCUCAAUGUUACGAUUGCCUUUUUCGUUUCGUUUCGUUUCGUUUUUUGAUAUGUCAAACAGUUUUCAAGUUGCUCAAUAUUUGAUACGAAGAUGACCGUGAAAAACACUCUAAUGUAGCAUCCCUUACUUCAAACAUGUUUGAAAGGUCCUUUUGGGUUUGUCGUUCUGGUUGUUUGUUUUUAAAUGCUGAAGGCCUGCUGAGAUUGGAGGGAAGGUGAAGCUGGUGGAACGACAACAUUUAGACCAGCCGAUGGUGUAUUUGCAUACCAGCUACGCGUAGGACCCGCCUCCUUUUUCACGCAUUUUCAAGCCUUAUGGGAUUGGUCAGAUGGAAACCACAGUCCUAAGCAUCUGGACUGCCAAAAUUCAGGAAAUUAUUGAUGUUUUACGAUAAUAUUUCUGAUUAGGAUGUUUUAUUACUGAAUUACCCUAAGUUCCAGAGCUCCUUUAAGUCCCUUUCACAUGAUUCAUGUCAUUGAAUUCUCAGCAAGCAUUGCGUGAAAUCGUUGUUCUGAGACGCUCGUUUCGACCUUUUCAACUUUGACCCCAUUUGUCAUUGAGUUUUCAUAAUGUAGACAGGGAUUACCAGACAAUUCGCCUUUUGUAUCAUUGCGACACAUUGAGCUCUACGACACAUCGUCUAGAGUAACCAAUCUUGUUCCUGGAGAUCUACCUUCCUGCAAAGUUCAGCUCCAACCCUGAUCAAGCACAACUGAACAAGCUAAUUAAGAUCUUCAGGAGCACGUGAUAAUUACAGACAGA